Haemorhous mexicanus (house finch) is the source of this 1332-nucleotide messenger RNA. It is a transcript of the gene ZNF576, whose product is annotated as zinc finger protein 576. The record is from RefSeq and is a predicted model, not a curated record. Lineage: Eukaryota; Metazoa; Chordata; Aves; Passeriformes; Fringillidae.
ACUUAUAUAUAUAAAUAAUUAUUUUUAUAUAAUAUAAUUUUAUUUUAUCUUUUCACGCCUUUUAUAUAGAAACAUUUCUAUUUUGAUCUCUACAUCUAUCUACUUUUAUAUUUAUAUGUUUAAUUUUAAUAUUUUUCAUAUUUUCAUAUCAAUUCCCGCGGCGCCGCGCUCGCAGCCCCGCCCCCCUUUUCCUAUUGGCCACCGCUGACGUCACCUUCAUAAAACCCCGCCUGCUGCACCCAGCUGAAUGGGCGUGGCUAACCCACCCUGACCGGAAGCGGAAGUAGCUCCGGGGGUCUCACCGGAAGCCGGAAGUGGCCCGCCGCCGCCGGCGGGGGGAGGGGCGCGGAGCGGCGGCGACAGCGACCAUGGCGCAGCCCCCGGAGUUGGCCCCGCCCCCCCCGGCGCGCCCCGCCCCCCACCCGGAGGAGGAGGAGGAGGAGGAGGAAGGAGCGGGGGGAGGGGCCGGGGAGCCCCCCCGGGAGCCCCUCCGGGCCUGGAGGAGCCGCGUACUCCCCGGGCUCCCAGCACUGCCCCAGGUGCCUGAUCACCUUCCCCGACGCCGCCUUCGCCGCCCGCCACGCCAAGCGCCAGCGCCCGCUGUGUCCGUCUGUCCGUGUCUGUCUGUCCGUCCUGACAGACUCCCCGGGCUCCCAGCACUGCCCCAGGUGCCUGAUCACCUUUCCCGACGCCGCCUUCGCCGCCCGCCACGCCAAGCGCCAGCACCCGCUGUGUCCGUCUGUCCGUCCGUGUCUGUCCGUCCUGACAGGUGUCUGUCCGUCCUGACAGACUCCCCGGGCUCCCAGCACUGCCCCAGGUGUCUGAUCACCUUCCCCGACGCCGCCUUCGCCGCCCGCCACGCCAAGCGCCAGCACCCGCUGUGUCCGUCUGUCCGUCCGUGUCUGUCCAUCCUGACAGACUCCCCGGGCUCCCAGCACUGCCCCAGGUGCCUGAUCACCUUUCCCGACGCCGCCUUCGCCGCCCGCCACGCCAAGCGCCAGCACCCGCGCGACUUCGCCGCCGCCGCCCUGCGGGGGGCGCUCUUCGUCUGCUUCGUCUGCGCCCGCCCCUUCGGCUCCUCCCCCGCCCUCCUGCGUCACCAGCGCGGCCACGCCCACCGAGGGGAGGGCGUGCCCCGAGAGGCUCCGCCCCCCGCCAAGAAGGCCACGCCCCUGCUGGAGUGCACGGAGUGUGGGCGGGGCUUCGCGCGGGAGGGGGCGUUGCACCGGCACUACAUCCGGCACGCGCGGGGGGAGCUCUGAGGGGCGGGGCUUGGCUGUGGGGGCGGGGCUUGGCCGAGGGGAGGGAAUAAAGAGGUGAGGCGGGCUGUGA